Molecule: messenger RNA, 1852 nt
Organism: Pungitius pungitius (ninespine stickleback)
Lineage: Eukaryota; Metazoa; Chordata; Actinopteri; Perciformes; Gasterosteidae
Gene: tslig3b
Product: family with sequence similarity 98 member B
Exons: 8
Coding region: 161-1219 (352 amino acids)
Cellular component (GO): tRNA-splicing ligase complex
Source: RefSeq, a predicted model, not a curated record
UCUUUCGUUUCACUCCGGACCAAAUACGUGACCGGAACAGCGCAGCGGCGUGAGAGCGCUGCAGAAAUGAAUAGGAGCAAAAACUGUAACGUUAUAUGCUGACAUUGUUCUGUCCAUAACAACGUCACGUUUCCACCAGACUAACCCUAAAAACACACCGAUGGAGUGCGAUAUUUUGGAUUCCUUGGAGCAGCUCGGCUAUAGCGGUCCUCUGCUGGAGGAGAGGCUGCUCCUCGCAGCCGCCGAGGGAGGCCUGUCGUCGCCUGAGUAUGUGGAGCUCUGUAAGUGGCUCUCAUCCAGGUUAAAGCCGCUGUGUCAGCUGGAGGAGAGCAUUACUUCCGGUCCAGACGACCUGGAAAGCCUUCAAGUGGAGAUGAGCGGUCUGCUGAAGGAGCUGCGCUGUCCAUAUGAGGAGGUGGUUUCAGGGAUACUUAAGGGCAUCGUACUGACUACCAGAGACCAUCUCAAGUUUCUCCUGUUUCUAAGCUCUGAGCUCCAGGCAGCGCAGAUCGUGAUGAGCAGAAGACUCUCUCAUGAACAACAACAAGAGAGUCCGGUGCACCAGGAGCUCCUCGCCAUCUAUGAAACCCUGAGCCUGCCGCGGCCCGGAGGACAGGACGCAGCGGGGGUUUUCUCUCAAGUCCAAGACAAGGUGGAAGAAGUACUUAAAGAUCUUCCAAAUAGCUCCAUUGGAAACCCCAUGCUAAAAAAAUCUCUAUGCAGUGAACAGUGGGAGAAGUUGCGCAACAUAAACACCGCUCUGUCUUCAGAGUACGAAUGUCGGCGCCGGAUGCUGAUCAAGCGGCUGGAUGUCACAGUGCAGUCAUUCGGCUGGUCAGACCGGGCCAAGGUAAAGGUGGACAGCAUGGCGAAGGCCUAUCAGCCGAGGAGACACUCUCUGAGGCCACAGUCCACAGUAGCUGUGGCUGAGCUGCUGGCCGCCAGAGAAGACAUCUGCAACGUGGUGAAGACCAGCAGCGGCUCCAGCAGGGAGAAGACUGCGUGCGCCGUCAACAAAAUCCUAAUGGGGAGGGUCCCAGACAGAGGAGGACGCCCCUCAGAGAUAGAAGCACCUCUCCCUGAGAUGCCUGCCUGGCAAAAAAGACAAGAUGGAGGAAGAGGUGGAAGAGGAGGAGGAGGAGGAGGAAGAGGAGGAUAUUGGAGAGGUGGUGGAUCGGAGCGAGGACAUGGAGGAAAGAGAGGAAGAUAUCGGUACUAGUUUCUGAUUGAGUUUUUUUUCCUCUUUAUCCGAGGCUCAUGAGUUCUAUUCUGUUCUCUUUAGAGGGAGCAAUAACUUGAAUCACAAAAUUAUCUUUUUAAUUAUUUAUGGUCAUAUUUUCUAUCAUGGUUUUACUUUGCUUUUAUCAGUGUUAAGUGGAAACCUGUCCACAUGAAUACUUUUUGCACGACAAGGUUAUGGCAUCAAGCCAUAAACUACAUACACAUUCUAAAGAGUUGAAGCUCACACUGAAAGUGACAAUAUGUCUAGAAGGAGCUGCUCAAUUUCAUUCACAUUUUUGGGGGAAACUUCACGGCUAAAAGUGAUAUUUUUUUCCUGAGUUUACACUCUGAAUUAUUAGUUUUCUGUAGGGAAUUAGUUAUUUUCCAAUAAAAAGACAUUUAUUUGUUACCAUAAACAUUUAACUUUCUUUUGGUAUUUAGAAAAUGUGAGUAAUGUUUGUAGAUAAAGGCAAAAGUAGGAAAGUGUCGUCAUGUGAAACCCUGAACAAUGAAACCAUGGCUAAAGGUUUGAAGCAGCUUCUCUCAGUUCUUUGAAGAUUUUGUACCAGCUGUAAUCCUUUUCCACCUUUUGAAAUGUAAUAAAAGAUCUUCCAGUGAUUUAAACGCUUGU